AUGGUACCACAUGGAACUACGAUCCCUGUGGAUGUCUACUGUAGACAAAUUAAAUCUGUUGCGGCGGCAUUGCAUGGUGAACAGAAUCGAACCUUCUUCAUUCAUGGUACUGCUCGCGCCUAUGUGACAAAGUUGACCCAGCACAAGCUGAAAAGCUUCGGCUGGGCUGUGAUUCUAUAUGCACUGCACUCAAAUGAUGUUGUGCCUACAGAUUAUAAUAUGUUCCACUCUCUUCAAAACCACCUGAAUGCAACACACUUUAACAAUCGAGAGUACCUCAAGAGAUGGUGGGCUAACUUUUCCAAUUCUCAAACUCCAGGUUUCUAUAGAAGUUGA
This is a messenger RNA of Bursaphelenchus okinawaensis, 336 nucleotides long. NCBI's taxonomy places the organism in Eukaryota, Metazoa, Nematoda, Chromadorea, Rhabditida, Aphelenchoididae. The record is from the annotation of a GenBank genome assembly.